UCUCAUCUCCAACCUUGGCUUCUCUCUCUCUCUCUCUCUCUCUCUCUCUCUCUCUUUUUUCCUUCUUUCUCUUUCUCUCUGUAAAGUUUCUCUCUAACCCCUUGGAAUUGUUCCAAAAUUCGUUUACCUAGAUUUUCGAUCACACAAAAACCUUUAGCAUCUCAUACAUUCAUACAUAUAAAAGGUAUAUAACUUUUGUCUAUACAUAUAAGAAUUGGAGCUCCUUUGCGAUCAAUUUCGCGACUUAGCCGAGGAUCUGUUCGGGCUUUGUUCGUAUUGAUCGAUGUGAGGAUUUCUCCUCACGCUAAGCGAGGUUUGGAGAUGGCUACUGGGAGUAACAUAGAUAUGCUAUCAACCCAAGAUAAUAAUCUGCAAAGACCCAAUGGGAAUUUAGAAGAUGCUUUACAGAGUGAGCUUGAACUGAUUUUAAGAGAGCAGCGAAAUCAGCAUGCCAUUCAUCGGGAAAGGGAUCUGAAUAUAUAUAGGAGUGGCAGUGCCCCGCCAACUGUUGAGGGAUCGCUAACUGCUGUGGGUAGUCUCUUUGGGAACUCUGAUUUUAGGGAUGUCACUAGUAGGAUUAGUAAUAACAAUGGGGUUUUGUCUGAGGAUGAGAUUCGAUCGCAUCCUGCUUAUCUUUCGUACUACUAUUCACAUGAUAAUAUUAACCCAAGAUUGCCUCCACCAUUGUUGUCAAGAGAGGAUUGGCGUGUUGCUCAAAGGUUUCAGGUCGGUGGGUCUUCUUUUGAGGGCAUUGGGGACUGGCGGAAGAAGAAAUUGGUAGAUGACGGUGAUAGUUUGUCGCUGUUUUCAACGCAGCUGGGGCUUUCCGUACAAAAGGCAGAGAAUGAUUUGAUGGAGUUGAGGAAUGGCAAUGGAAGCAAUCUCCCUAAACAGACUUCAUCUGAGUGGCUUGAUAGAGGCUCAGAUGGUUUAAUUGGUUUGUCGACAAGUGGGCUUGGUGCAAGGAGGAAGAGUUUUGCUGACAUUUUACAGGAAGGACUUGAUCCACCUGCUUCCUUGACAAGGCCAUCAAGUCGUAUUGCUUUUAGUGAUAUCAUGGAUUCCACAGGCAUGGCUGAUGCCCGGCCAGUGGGGUUAUGUAAUGGAGUGGAGUCUGCAGAGGGCUUGCAUAAUGGAGCAGCUUCACGUGGCCUGGUGGGAGUUCAGAGCCAUGGUACAGCGGCUUCUCAUUCCUUUGCAUCUGCUGUGGGUCCUUCUCUGUCAAGAAGCAGAACCCCUGAACAACAACUAUUUGGGAGGUCUCCCAGUGCUGGUCUUCCUCCUGUGGGGAGUAGAGUAUUUCCUGUUGAGAAGAAGAAUGUUGCAGGUCCAGAUAUGCCAAAGGAUAAUUCUUCUGGCAUGAAUGAUCUGGAUAUUGCAGCCAAAUUAUCUGGCUUAAGCCUGUCAAAAGGUAGAUCUGUAGAUGAAGAUAGCCGUAUUCAGUCUCAGCUUCAUUUGGAUCUUGAUAAACAGCGUGAUUUUCUGUUCAACAUGCCAAAUGGUCAUAAUCAGAGGCUGCAGCAGCAACUGAUAGAGAAGUCAAAUGCUGAAAGUUUUUCUCUUGCUUCGAAUUAUCCUCAUUUAGCAAAACAAAAUGGGAUCAUGACAAACCGUAAUACAUCUGAUGGGCAAGCUAAUUUUGGCAGAAGAACUUCUUCUGCCAGUCUUUACUCAAAAGGGAGUUCUUCAGGCUUUGGAACUUUGGAAGGAUCUAAUGUUCAUUACCAAGAUGCAAAUACUCCAGGCAUGGAGUUUCAUGGCCAUUCUGGGGCCUAUCCUGUGAAUCCAAAGUUGAAUAUGACAAUUAAUAAUCAUCUUGAUGCAGCAGCAUUGACUGGUAGUGGUGAUGGGCAUAGUCCGAACAGACUGGGAAACAAAGUAGGGUCUGGUCUUCAUUCUUCAGUUAUGGACCGAUCUUAUAUUCAGUUUUUGCAAAGAGCUGACUAUGCAACACGUAAUGUUACUAGUCCAAGUGGUUAUCCUCCCAGUAAAAAUCACUUUGGCACUUUGCAUGGAGACUUAGAGGGGCUUCAGAAAGCAUAUUUUGAGGCAUUGCUUGCUCAACGGAAGCAACAGUACGAGUUGUCACUUUCAGGUAAAUCUGGUGGAUUUAACCAUGGGUAUUAUGGGAAUCCAUCAUAUGGGCUCGGCAUGACAUAUCCAGGAAAUCCAAUGGCAAAUUCUGUUCAUCCUUCUGUUGGAUCUGUUAGUCCAAUGUUUCAGAAUGAGAAGAUUGAACGCUUUAAUUCAAUGUUGAGAAGUCCAAUGGGAGGGUCAGUUAGCUCCUGGCAAUCAGAGAUUGGAAAUGACCUAGAAGGACGACAUGCAUCAUCAUUAUUAGAUGAGUUCAAGAACAAUAAGAAUAAGUCUUUUGAACUUGCAGACAUUGUUGAUCAUGUAGUUGAGUUCAGUACCGAUCAGUAUGGAAGUCGCUUUAUUCAGCAGAAACUUGAAACUGCCACUGCGGAAGAAACGAUGAAGAUAUUUCCGGAGAUUAUUCUUCAUGCUCGUACCUUGAUGACUGAUGUAUUCGGAAAUUAUGUCAUACAGAAGUUUUUUGAGCAUGGUACAGAAAGCCAAAGAAAUGAAUUAAGCAGCCAACUCACUGGCCAUGUUUUGCCUCUCAGUCUUCAAAUGUAUGGUUGCAGGGUGAUUCAGAAGGCCUUGGAAGUGGUUGACGUUGAUCAGCGGACUCAAAUGGUGGCAGAGCUUGAUGGUUCAGUCAUGAAAUGUGUCCGUGAUCAGAAUGGGAAUCAUGUCAUUCAGAAGUGUAUAGAAUGUGUCCCUCAAGACCAAAUUCAGUUUAUCAUUACAUCCUUCUAUGGGCAAGUUGUCACACUUUCCACCCAUCCUUAUGGUUGCCGUGUCAUACAGAGGGUUCUGGAACAUUGCGAUGAUUCAAAUACACAACAAAUUAUCAUGGAUGAAAUCAUGGAAUCUGUAUGCAUUUUGGCACAAGAUCAGUAUGGAAAUUAUGUCAUUCAGCACGUCCUUGAACAUGGUAAACCACAUGAACGGUCAGAAAUUAUCCACAAGCUUGCAGGACAAAUUGUAAAGAUGAGUCAGCAGAAGUUUGCUUCUAAUGUUGUGGAGAAAUGCUUAACAUUUGGGAGUCCUGAGGAGCGCCAGUUUUUGGUGAAUGAGAUGCUGGGUUCCACUGAUGAAAAUGAGCCCUUACAGGCCAUGAUGAAAGAUCCAUAUGGAAACUAUGUUGUGCAAAAGGUUCUUGAGACUUGUGAUGAUCAGAGUCUUGAGUUGAUUCUUUCUCGCAUUAAGGUUCAUUUGACUGCCCUGAAGAAGUAUACCUACGGCAAACAUAUCGUUUCUCGUGUUGAGAAACUCAUCACAACUGGAGAAAGGCGCAUAGGGAUGUCAGCCUCGCAUUCUUCUUGAGGCAUCCAAUUCGGAGCAAGCACGGCAUUUUUCCUGUUGCCACCACCAAUAAGUAUGCACCUUUUGUACAGCUAACAUGGACAGUGACCUUAGCAAGUUCAUUUGAUCGUAUAAUAUACAGAGAGACUAUAGUUGUAAAUAAGCAUGAAAUCCAGAGGCCCCUGCGAUAUGGAAUUUUUGUCUAUCCGCCUCCUUGUAUAUAUUUUUGGCUCACCAAUUCUAAUCUGAUCAUGAAGACUCCACAUGGAGGAGGAGGGUAAUUCUAGCCUGUGGAGAAGUACGUGUAAAAGGUUCAUUGUCUAUAUUACAGUAUUAAGUGUAAAUGGUUAACUGCAUUUUGAAAGAGAGGGUAAAUAGGGUUAUGUAUGGUGGGGUCUUCGACUUUGAGAACUACAUCUUGUAAAUAUACUGCAACUUUCUCCAGGAGGAAUCAAAAUAACAUUUAAU
Messenger RNA from Prunus avium (sweet cherry), 3840 nucleotides. RefSeq names its product pumilio 4 (gene PUM4). Gene Ontology annotation, biological process: post-transcriptional regulation of gene expression. Lineage: Eukaryota; Viridiplantae; Streptophyta; Magnoliopsida; Rosales; Rosaceae. Gene Ontology annotation, cellular component: cytoplasm. Gene Ontology annotation, molecular function: mRNA binding. The record is from RefSeq and is a predicted model, not a curated record.